Symphalangus syndactylus (siamang) is the source of this 454-nucleotide messenger RNA. It is a transcript of the gene COX7A1, whose product is annotated as cytochrome c oxidase subunit 7A1. Lineage: Eukaryota; Metazoa; Chordata; Mammalia; Primates; Hylobatidae. Gene Ontology annotation, biological process: mitochondrial respirasome assembly; regulation of oxidative phosphorylation; mitochondrial electron transport, cytochrome c to oxygen. The record is from RefSeq and is a predicted model, not a curated record. Gene Ontology annotation, cellular component: respiratory chain complex IV.
CUCCCCCCACCCCAGCCCCAGCCCCAGCCCCGCUGCGUCCCCAGCUGUCACGCUGCGCGCAGCGGGUGGGGCCUGGGGUUCCUGGACAGGGGAGGGCCACGCGUGUCCUUGGGCGGAGAGGGGAGGUGACUUCGGUGGAAGAGGACGAGGCAGAAUGCAGGCCCUGCGGGUGUCCCAAGGGCUGAUCCGCUCCUUCAGCUCCACCGCCCGGAACAGCUUUCAGAACCGAGUGCGCGAGAAACAGAAGCUCUUCCAGGAGGACAAUGACAUCCCGUUGUACCUGAAGGGCGGCAUCGUUGACAACAUCCUGUACCGAGUGACAAUGACGCUGUGUCUGGGCGGCACUGUCUACAGCUUGUACUCCCUUGGCUGGGCCUCCUUCCCCAGGAAUUAAGACCAAGAGGCCUGGGGGGCCUGAAGGACUUGAACAAGUGUCAAUAAACGCUGGCCUCUG